AUGUCCCGAUCAGCGUUGCUGUUGUGUGCCUUUCUUGGUAUACUGAUGGGUGUUGCUGUUGCAUACGAAGUUGAGUUCACUCCGGCUCUGAAGACCUUCAUUCUAGAUAUGCAUAAUGAAAUGAGAAAGAAACAACAUGGCGCUAAUAUGAACGAAUUGGAAUGGGACAACACACUAGCACAAGAGGCUCUUGACUGGAUCUCGUCUUGUACGUUUGAGCACCAGAUGAAGGGUCGAGGUGAGAACCUGGCUUUCAACACUGACGAAGCGAGUAACGAGGAGCUCAUUACAAAAUCCAUGGAUGAUUGGUACAGCGAGAUUCAGUACUUCAAAUAUGGCAACAAGUCCUGCUCGCAAGAUUGCCACUUCUCGCAGCUUGUGUGGGCCGAGACAAAUAAAGUGGGAUGUGCCAUGGUUCGUUGUCCUACAUUCCAUGUCCCUUGGGAUCCCAACACUGCCAUCCCUAACGCCUGGUACAUCGGCUGCUUUUACGAUCCAAAAGGAAACGAUUACGGUGUUUUCCCCUGGUUGAAAGGACCACCUUGUGCUCAUUGUUUGAAGGGACAAACUUGCUCACUUAACCGUCUAUGUCACGGAGAAGGCAUCAUCCCGUGUGUGAACAUUGAGUCCAAAGAUCACUGUAGUUUCUGGUAUGAAGAAGGGGAAUGUGACAGUAAUCCAGGAUUCAUGCACAAGUACUGCAGAAAGGGUUGCAAACUUUGUACUCCGGCACCCGGGGAAGAAGAAGAAGAAAAUGAACCGUGUGAAGAUAUGUCCAAGUAUGCUCAAAUGCGCCACAAUGGUCAGCUCGCGUGCGAAAUCUGGCGACAAAAUAAACAGUGCGAAACCAACCCAUUCCUGAAAACAGCGUGCAAAAAAACAUGUGGAUUCUGCUGA
Messenger RNA from Ylistrum balloti, 897 nucleotides. RefSeq names its product GLIPR1-like protein 1. NCBI's taxonomy places the organism in Eukaryota, Metazoa, Mollusca, Bivalvia, Pectinida, Pectinidae. The transcript has 7 exons. The record is from RefSeq and is a predicted model, not a curated record. The coding region runs from base 1 to 897 and encodes 298 amino acids.